GUCAUACUUGAUACCAUGGAUCACGUGAUCAAGUUUAUGGUGAUUUUAAAAAAUUGCGCGCGGUAUAUAAGACUCUCGAAUCGCCUAAACAGGCAUAAGCUCACUUACUUCCGAGAAGUACCAAGCAAUCCACAACCAAUCAACAUGUUCAAGCUGGCUGUCUUCGCUGCCAUCCUGGCUGUCGCAGUUGCUUUCCCCGGUGGUCUGACCGGCGUCAUUGUCGAUGCUGGCACCGGCCCGAUUCACGCUCCGGCGGUCGUCGCUCCCGCGAUCGCUCAUGUCGCUCCAGUCCAUGCCCAGCUGAUUGCCCAGCCGAUCGCUCCCGUUGUGCACAGCCCGGCCGUCGUCACCAGGACUGUUCUGGCUGGUCAUGGUGCUGUCCCCCUUGCUCUGCACGGUUAGAUUAGAAGAAUCAAACUCCCCACCACCACCGAGUCUCACGACGACACAGCCCUGGAAGAAAAACAAAAAAGACAAAAAAAGAAACAUACGUCCUCCACGUCCUCCUCGAUCGAAAUCGUCCUCUUGACGCGAAGGAGAAGAUCGCGGCUCGAAGGAAAAAAUUGCACAUUCCCGCCGAUUUCGCUCGCCGUUGCGAAUCGUCAUCAUCAGGCCCACCAUGACCGAGUUCACACGACGAAGCGGACCAAUUGGGACUACACACUAGAAUCGGCCACUAGAAUCUCCUACAUUCGUCUUUCGUCUUGGCUUCAUCGACCUAAAUUUCGCCUUGAUCAUUCCGCCAUCAUCCCCGAACCCUCUACCCUCGUGUUCUCAUAUGGAAUUUUAAUAAAAUUUUAAUUACAAAUCUCCA
Nylanderia fulva is the source of this 814-nucleotide messenger RNA. RefSeq lists its product as uncharacterized. The record is from RefSeq and is a predicted model, not a curated record. Lineage: Eukaryota; Metazoa; Arthropoda; Insecta; Hymenoptera; Formicidae.